Aspergillus steynii IBT 23096 is the source of this 624-nucleotide messenger RNA. RefSeq lists its product as uncharacterized. The record is from RefSeq and is a predicted model, not a curated record. Bases 258 to 575 code for a protein of 105 amino acids. The transcript has a single exon. NCBI's taxonomy places the organism in Eukaryota, Fungi, Ascomycota, Eurotiomycetes, Eurotiales, Aspergillaceae.
GGGCCGGUCCCCAUUCUAGUCGUGAGCGGAGAUGCCCGACCAACAAUACGCCGUCGGAGCCCCAGAUAUCUCCGAACGGAUGAAAAACAUGUAGUAAUGAUAAGAUAAAAAGAACAAAAAAUUCCUUCCGGCUGAUUCUGGCUAAACAUGCUGUUGUGAUCUAGCGAACUCGCCCAUUUUGCGAUGAAACUAUACAACUGUGGUCAGGAGUUCAAGGUUGGUUUCUAAUCCCCUCAUUUUUCUCGCGUUUUUCUUUGAUGCUGUCUUUUUUGCUCUCAUCUGUGGUGAUCACACUAGUCUUUGCUUUUUUAUUCUUCUUUUCUACCAGUUUUCUUGCCCCGGGCAAACGGAUCUACUUAGAGGCGUCCACGAUAACCGUCCAGGAGACAUACAGAACACCUGUGGCUCCCCCUUCGUUAUUUAUUAUUUCCUUUCUUCCUUUUCAUUUUACUUUUUGCCGCUGUGCUUUACUGCAGCCUUGCGGGAGUGGGUUUUUGGUCUACACUGUACGCAGGUGUACAUAUCAUCUCCCCAUCUGGCUUAUCCAGUUUAGAUCUGGUGUAUGUGCCAGUUAGGAUUAGUCGAAUGAAGGUACUCAUUUCCGUGGCCUACGGGUCACCACAA